Molecule: messenger RNA, 1829 nt
Organism: Ostrinia nubilalis (European corn borer)
Lineage: Eukaryota; Metazoa; Arthropoda; Insecta; Lepidoptera; Crambidae
Product: zinc finger protein 501-like
Exons: 8
Coding region: 63-686 (207 amino acids)
Biological process (GO): regulation of transcription by RNA polymerase II
Cellular component (GO): nucleus
Molecular function (GO): DNA-binding transcription factor activity, RNA polymerase II-specific
Source: RefSeq, a predicted model, not a curated record
AGAAGUGCGACAUUCGCUUCGAGACGCGCGCGGCUUACACCGAACAUCUGUUUCACUCCGCUAUGCACACUGAGGGGAUGGAGGAUGAAAUACGCGACGAGUCUUGUGCUCUAAGAAAAGUCAUCGGAAAAAUGUCGAAAGCCAAGAUAGCGAAUGAACUACGGAAAAGACAAUCUGAAGACCAACCACUACCUCGAAUCAAACUCAAUACAAGGAAAGGGAGAAGAAUUUUCAAGAAGCCUACGGACUGUUAUCAGUGCGGCAAACACUUCGAGACGCAGGACGCGUGCUUGCGUCACCACCGCGAGGAGCACCCGCGCACGUCCUUCUACCCGCCCUCCGACCGACAGAUCUGCGAGAUUUGCGGCGCCUCGCUCUCGCGAAGCACAGUGGCGAUGCACCUCAACAUGCACACUCGGGAGACGCUAUACUCGUGUGACGUGUGUGGGCGCACUUUUCACUCUAAGGGCGGGCUGAAGAGGCACAUGGUGACGCAUACGGGUGAGAAGCGCUACGCGUGCCGACUGUGCGAGAAACGCUUCACGCAGAGCGGUAGCCUCAGUCUGCACUACCGCACCUUCCAUCUGAAGCAGCCCUACCCUCCGAGGAACAGAAGAAAAGAAAUCGAGAAGCCGAGCGCAGACGCAGCGAACUUCUUAGGUUUCUACGGCAAAGAAGAAUAUUAAAUAGGACUCCUUCUCUUUAAUGACAUUUUACUAGUUAAAAUUUUGUAGUUAAAUAUUUACUAGUGAACAAUGCUGUGGAUUUGCAUAUUAGGACUUAUCGCGUGUAAAUAAUAGGUAAAUUAGUUUUUUAUUAACUUUUAAUAAUAAUAAGGUCCUAUAUCAUUAUUUAGCUUCAUUUUAAAGCUGUUAAGGAUUUAUUUUUGUAGCAUCUGUCUUCUCGCUUGACAAAAAGGUAAUUUUAUCCCUGCUAAAGUCACGCUAAAAUAUGAAUCACGAUACAGACUAAAGCCCAGUCUGUGAGCACGUAGAAUGUUGUCCAAUGACCCCAAGCUACCCCUCCUUAUCGCUCGCGCGUAAUUAUAUUGCUGUCGCGACUGUGCGACAGGCGCCCGCAGUGAGUGUGCGAGCGCGACAGCAACAUAAUUACGCGCGAGCGAUAAGGAUGGGUAGCUUGGGGUCAUUGGACAAAAUUCUACGUGCUCGCAGACCAGACUAUAGUGGUAGUCCUCACCCAACAGAUGGCGCUGACAUACGUUACGCUACAAACCUGCAUCGCGGUGUCAGAGUUCUCUGCGAUACUAACACAUUAUUUAGCAAACCGAGAUGAUACACAACUGGACCUUGGUCCUCAGUACAACACCCGCUCGGAAGGAAGCAUUUCCACCUUGCUUCCUUAUGUGUUUGAUCCUCAAAAUAUACCACAUAAUGAUUGAAGUGAAAAGAAGGCUUAGUUUUUUUAAAUAAUGGAAAGUCUCCGUUUACUGUUUCCUUACAACAAUUAUCUUGUAAGACUGCCAUCAAAACCGAUCUAAAAUUACUGCCAUUUAUAUUAAAAGAUCGGUUUUAAUAACUACGGGAAAGAGGACUUUAUGAAGUCUAUCCGUAAAGGUGUUUAUUGUGUGUAAACAGUAAAAUAUGUAUUGUAUUUAAGAUAACUGCAAUAAAAAGCAAUAUUAAUAUCUUAGUAAUAAAUAAUUUAUUAGGACCUUUUUGUUACAUAAUGAUCUGAAAAUAGAGUUCUUAUCUAUUACUCCACUGAAUAACUACGAUAUAGAUUGUAUUAAUAGCGAAUUAUAAUAAAACUAUUCAAUUAUUUACAGCAGUGUUUUUCAACCUGUGGGUCGCGACCCUCUGGGGGGUCGC